CAUUUCGAGCAGCUGGAGCCUCUUCAGUUACAGGUAGCGACAUCUCUCGGAGAACGGGUCAUGUGCUUCUUCGCCGCCGAGGUGGAGGUUUGAACACUUAAUGCUCUCCUCAAUUCGGUCGAGGGUUUUAAUGAUCACGUUGAAAAUCGUUGAGAGUAAGUUAAGAUUUCCACGUUAAUUUGUCGUGAAUCUCUCUUUUUCCUUGCGGACGCAGUGUGUGUGUGAGUUUGGUAAUUGCCGCGUAGAUGUGACUGGUCGGGCGGGAAUGGUUGGCGGAUCGAGCAUCGAGGCCUCGCAAUGAAAUCAUGACGUGCGACCGUCAAGAACCGAGCGUCGUUCAAAAAUUGGCGUCCGCCUUCUUUGCCGUGUCGAAGCCGAAGGCUAGAAUGACGCUUUAAUCUUUUCCCGGGCUCGGUGUGCCGGUUAUUGUCCUGUAUCUUGCUCAUGAGCCAAGAGUAACUUUGAUUAGUGAUUUUGUGAUUUUUCUCUGGAAGGGAACUAAAUAUUUUGAUUAUUGAGGUCCUCGUUAGACGAUGGUUUGACCAUGGGUAGCGUGGAGUGUUUGGCCUCUUGCUUGGUGGCUACGGUAGUGGGAGCGAGGUGGCUUGCAUAAUGCUAUUUGUCACCUGAAGCUGGGUUUCGCUUCGUCUGUGCUGCUGGAGCAGUCUGAAUAAGUAUACAGGUCGGUCUGCUUCCAAUCUUGGCCGUUUGAUUCCGUUUCCUUGUGCUGUAGACCCUGAAUGUAAUUGUACAAUGUUGUUGAUGUCUGCUGAAGUCCUGUAUUUAGCUCAAGGUUUCUGACCUUGUUUUAAAUGAGCCGUGUGAGCUGUGGGUGCGUUAGCAUUUCUGGUACACCUCUCGCUCGACCUCUUUGUUAGUGCUGUUCGUGGGUAGCAUUUUGUCUUGCGCAUGGGCAGUUGUGUUCCCGUUGCUGCGCGGUGAAUUUCAAAACCGUAAAGUGGCAGACUACGGUUCAGACCUCCACUUUCUGCGAUGGGAGGUUAGAACUCUGGGGUGCAGCGACCAGAUUUUGCGACUUUCAAUGACUGUGAGGCUUUUCACGGAACCAUGAGUUGUUUCAUUGCAGCCAUGCGGUAGUCUGUAAUAGCAAUCCUUCGUAUGCAGCGCAGUGUGUUCAGUUUGGGGUAUGGAAGAUUUCCUAGCCUGGCUUAUAAGGACUUGACAAUGACUAGAGUGACCAUCUAAGGAGGAUAUGAAAUAUCUGACUCUUGAGUUCCUACGCGGAAGCCUUCAAGACUACCUGGCUCGCUCAAAAGUUUCCCGAUUUGCAAGGGCUUCAGUGUAAGGUGGGAAAAGAAUCCGUGACUUUGUCAAGGAUACUCUUAUGUCCCAGAGGAGGCUGUUGUUUUCUAAGAAUACCAAACAGUAUAUGAGUUUCAGGUUCUUCAUUGAGCGCUGUUCCUAAAUGAAUACACAAACUUAUAUAGCGAGUAUGAAGGCACCAAAGAGCCAAGGACCAUCAAUCUGUGCGACUUUUAGUGAGGUCGUCCAAAGGUUCAAAAAAUAGUUAUAAGGGUAAGGCUUCGAUAAGCAUGGCUACAGCGGUCGAUCGUGACCAGUCCCAUACAACUGAAGAUUUGUACGGGGUUAGAUGGGGUAGGUUGAAACCAGUGAAGACAGAGCACUACACGUAUUACGAAUCAUUUUACUUGGAUGGAGUGGAAUAUCGUGUGAACGACGCCGUGUAUCUCCAUGCUCGGGAUGGACCACCCUACAUUGCUCAAAUUGCCAAGUUGCGUCAGAAUAUUGUAAAUAGGAAGAGGACUAUGCUUGUACGUUGGUUCUUCAGACCCUGUGAGCUGCCUCCUAGAUUACCAGAUGUUGAUUAUAGUGAAAACAGCAAAGAGAUCUUCAUGGCAGCUGGCAGCCAACACACUAAAUCGUUUCAAAAUCCGGGUUGUACGAUAAAAAAGUGCACUAUCUUGUGCACUGCCAAUGAGACAUGGAAUAGAAUGCCCUCUGCUGAAGAAAUUGCAGCAGCCGACCACGUGUUUGAUCGGGCUUUUGAUGCCGUGAAGCUGAGGUUUAAUAGAUUAGAUCCCUCAAAGGAGUCCUGUGGUGAGUUCUUACGAAGUUGUUUUAUCAAGGAAAAGCUCAAAGUUGAGAGGUCGGACCGCUCUGGACAAGAAGUAAAGGGAAACAGAGAAUUUAGGAAAGACGUGAUUGGGAGAGGCACUAACUCCGGAUCACAGUCUAAUAUGGUCAAUGUGGUUGGGCCUCGAAACCAGUUUUCUGGUCUUCAGGCAGAUCAGACCAGCAGGCGAGUAUCAUCUGAAGACCCUACUGCAGUUUCUUUUACUGAACGGAAAGCAUUUCAGCGCUCGGAGGGCUGGAAAAGGUCAAGUGGGGAAAUGUUAGAUGACCAGAGGCCAACGAAUGCAACGCGCGGUGAUCUGAAGAGGAGCUCAAAGGACGCAGGGCAUGACAUCCCCACCGACUCACAGAAAAGGCGUAGACUAGACUCGUUUAGAGGUACUGUUCAAGAGAAGAAUGCUCAUGUUGCAGGUGGGUAUAGGGAAAUCGAGAAGGCUAGACUGAACAGUCAAACUCGGGACAUGUCGGUAUUGCCUCGGGAUAGGCCCUCUAAGAUACAAUUAAUUGAUGGGAAUAAAUUCAGUGAGAGGAAACAUGAAGGAACGGAACCUUAUACUUCUUUGAGCAAUCGAAGCAAUAAAACUAGAAUAAACCAAGUCGGCGGGGCAAGAGAAGCCGCUAUACCUAGCAGGCUUGUUAGGGAAGGGGUUCCUCCUCCAUCUACAGGCAAGAACAGACUCGCAGAUCAACACAAGUCCAGUAGGAUACUUGAAACAAACCUGCAGUCCCAACCUGUUCGUCACCACCACUCUUCUGCCGAAAGAGCGAGAUCGUCGUCGCUGGAGCAUAGACGAAGUGAAGGUGCUGUGAGGGAAGGUCCAAGAGACGAACGACAUGGAGCUUAUCCAGACAAAGCCCCUUCUCUUAAAAACGUCAGAGACACUACGUGGGAUAUGAGACAAGCUAAGGAUGUUCAGAUGCACCUGAAACAUCAGCAUCCCAAGUCAACCACAACGAGCUCAAGAACUCAGUACGGACCUCAGGUCAGGGGUGAUAGAACAUACACGGAGGAUGCGUUAAGACCAUCUGCAAAAGUGGAAAAGAGUCGAGAUAAUGCAGAAGAUGAGGCAAGUAGGAAAUUAAAACCAGGACCUUAUUUAGAGGAUCUUUUUGAAAGACCUGACCGAACUUCUGGCAGAAGUUUCAAAGCUUCGGAAAAUCAUCGCUCCUCUGAGGCUGUCGUCUCAGCUCCUGUAUUGGAAAGAGCGUUCUCCACGGGGGCUAACGGCGAACUCUAUGUGCCCAGCAAGAAGAUUUUCAAAUUUUCUUGGGACGAAAAGAAGAUUGUGGAGGAGGCUGUGUCAAAUGGGAGGGCUCUCUUGCUGAAGAAUCUGGAUCCUUAUUUGAAUUCAGUUGAACUUGAGGCUAUUUUGGAGAACGUAUUGGAUAUCACGUGUGAUGUGCGUAUACUCCCACCGAGAUGUAUCACUUGUUACAAAUCAGCUGAAGCUAUUGUUAUUGUCAAGAAAGCCGACAUUGCUGAGGACGUUUUGAGAACAUUGACGGAAAAUAUACUCACUAUCUCUGAGAAUGAAAGGCCGGUGCUAGCGAGCAGGUUCGCGAAACCAAAGGAAUCUAUCGAAAACUUUCACGGAUUUUUUAAUUUGGAAAAUUUUGGAUGGAAGAUCAACGCUUCAGUAGAACAGAAGAAUGCGGUUUCAACAUCUCAUUGUGCACAAUCCAAUACAGUGGAGUAUGAGAUGGGAUUGCAUUGGCGAUUAAUUCAAGAUCGUGAUGCCACUGCUUGGAAGACUUUAGAAGAGGAGCACGCAAAAGAUCUUCAAAAGCUGAAGGGCAAAUAUCUGAAGCUUUUACGAUGACACUCUCGGCUCGGCGUGUCACCGGCUACUGUAUGUCAUCCGAUUUGAUCUUCUAGAGAUAUGAUUGUGCAACGUGACCAUUCCCCUCACGAAAGAGGUUUUUGCAAAAGGGUUUACUUCAAUAUGCCACGAACUUCGACGCGUGUUCCUUAUUCACCACUUUUUUCUCGAAGUGAGCAUUGAACCGCUGAGGCUACGACAAGCUAGCUAGCUACCUUCGCACACAUGGGACAAGCCCCUGAGAGCACCAAGAUUUUGCACGAAGGGUAGGGCCUUCAAUGUACAUUAUGUCUUCUUUAUAAAAUCUUUCCUAGAAGAAAUAUAUGCGUUACUGU
Marchantia polymorpha subsp. ruderalis is the source of this 4270-nucleotide messenger RNA. The record is from the annotation of a GenBank genome assembly. Lineage: Eukaryota; Viridiplantae; Streptophyta; Marchantiopsida; Marchantiales; Marchantiaceae.